Plasmodium vivax (malaria parasite P. vivax) is the source of this 768-nucleotide messenger RNA. RefSeq lists its product as hypothetical. Lineage: Eukaryota; Apicomplexa; Aconoidasida; Haemosporida; Plasmodiidae. Gene Ontology annotation, molecular function: structural constituent of ribosome. Gene Ontology annotation, cellular component: ribosome; mitochondrial large ribosomal subunit. The transcript has 3 exons. The record is from RefSeq and is a predicted model, not a curated record. The coding region runs from base 155 to 523 and encodes 122 amino acids. Gene Ontology annotation, biological process: translation.
GGUACAAAAAGGAAGAAAAGUCUGCAGAGGGAGUACCCACAACUACGCAUUAACAAGCUCGCAUUAAAGGCCCUGCCAAACAGAGCGCGCAGAAGGACCCAUUGUGACCCUCCCCCCUACGCAGCCCCUUCCCUUUGUUUCGCCAGCACGAACGAUGAAUGGCUACCCCUUUUUCAGAUGCACAGAUAUUAACAGGCGGGUAGCUCUCUCGAGCCUUUUUUUUUUGGUACCCAAAAGGGGUGUUCUCCAGUCGAAAUUUAAGAAAAAAAAUGAAACGUCCUUUAACUUCCCCUUUAAGGUCAGCAGGACGACCUCUGGGAACUUACCCGUCUAUCCGAAGAUAAGGAGACAUGGAACGAUUGUUACGACUGUUGUGCGGCACAUAUAUGGCGAUGUGAAGGCGUUCAAGGAACACCUGCGGACCAUAUGCGAAGCGCCAGUGAGAGAGCACAUUGGCUACAUCGAAGUGAAGGGGAUCCACACGAUGAAGAUAAAGCAGUGGUUGCAGCACAUCGGCUUCUGAUUUUUUAUCUUCCUAUUCGGUGAACCCCUACCCCUUUGGUGCUUCCCUCUUUUGGGAAAGCUCCCCGUCAGGUUGGCAUGCUGCGGGGGGGGUUACGCGCCAAAGAGGUACUACACAUUAGCACCUUUUCACGUUCAUGUUCAUUUUCAUCUUUUUUUUUUCCUUUUUUUUUUUCCUUUUUGUCCACCCGCGCAAACUCCCCUUUGUUAAUAAAACAGCAUCACCGCUCCGGUCAGCUUUCUACA